Coccidioides immitis RS is the source of this 381-nucleotide messenger RNA. RefSeq lists its product as uncharacterized. The coding region runs from base 1 to 381 and encodes 126 amino acids. The transcript has 3 exons. NCBI's taxonomy places the organism in Eukaryota, Fungi, Ascomycota, Eurotiomycetes, Onygenales, Onygenaceae. The record is from RefSeq and is a predicted model, not a curated record.
AUGACCGUAGGGCAUCUUGCGGAGUGGGAUUUGACCAAAACGAGAAGGAAAGAGUGGUUAGGACCUUCAUAUAUCAAAUCUUUGGCCACCGUGGCUGAGAACGAACUCUCGGCCCUUAUGCUGCAAUGGCAAACAGGAUUUCCAAUCUUCAAAGUAAUAAAUUGUUGCAACAGCUUGGCGGAUUACCUUCCAUGUGGGGGUUUGAGUUUCCAGCCGACUUUCAUCCAAUUCCCAAUAUUUCGUGGUCGAACCGCCAUCCGGUUCGUCUUUCCUCGCUUCAUAGCUACUCCUGGAGCGGGUAUCGGUAAUGGCUGCCACAUCGUGAGGAGACAAUGGAAGGCCAACGGGACUAAGGCCCUGCACAGUCAAGCCGGAAUUUGA